CCUCGCGGCUGGCAAGGACAAAGCCGGCGAGCUCCCCCUUUUGUGUCGGAUGAAGAGCACCAGCCAUGAGGCAGAGCCCGGGUGCCGGCUCCCCGCCGCCGCUGCCUCGGCGAGCAGCGCCAGCCCCCGCCCGGAGUUGCCGGUGUCAGGAAUUUGGUGACAGGCUUGGUUAGUCUGCUCCCCCCUCAUUUGAAGGACUGGUGGCCAAAGGCCCAGAGUGGAAAUGAGAGGAAAGGACUAGUGGGCAGCGUUGGUGCCAUCCGCCGUAUCUCCCGGAGGGACACAAUCAGGACUCAUGAAGAUGCUGACAAGACUCCAAGUUCUUACCUUCGCUUUUUUCUCAAAGGGAUUGCUACUCUCCUUAGGGGACCAUAACUUUAUGAGGAGGGAGAUUAAAAUAGAAGGUGACCUUGUUUUAGGGGGGCUGUUUCCUAUUAAUGAAAAGGGCACUGGAACUGAAGAAUGCGGGCGAAUCAAUGAAGACCGGGGAAUCCAACGCCUAGAAGCCAUGUUGUUUGCCAUUGAUGAGAUCAACAAAGACAAUUACUUGCUGCCGGGGGUGAAGCUGGGUGUUCACAUUUUGGAUACGUGUUCCAGGGAUACCUAUGCAUUAGAGCAGUCGCUGGAGUUCGUCAGAGCAUCCUUGACGAAAGUGGACGAAGCCGAGUACAUGUGCCCUGACGGGUCCUAUGCCAUUCAAGAAAACAUGCCACUGCUCAUUGCUGGGGUCAUCGGCGGCUCUUACAGCAGUGUUUCCAUUCAGGUAGCCAACCUGCUGCGCCUCUUCCAGAUCCCCCAGAUCAGCUACGCUUCCACCAGCGCCAAGCUCAGCGACAAGUCUCGCUACGAUUACUUCGCCCGGACGGUGCCCCCCGACUUCUACCAGGCCAAGGCCAUGGCCGAGAUCCUGCGCUUCUUCAACUGGACCUACGUGUCCACCGUGGCCUCGGAGGGUGACUACGGCGAGACGGGCAUCGAGGCGUUCGAGCAGGAGGCGCGCGUGCGCAACAUCUGCAUCGCCACGGCGGAGAAGGUGGGGCGCUCCAACAUCCGCAAGUCCUACGACAGCGUGGUCCGCGAGCUGCUGCUGAAGCCCAGCGCGCGCGUCGUGGUGCUCUUCAUGCGCAGCGACGACUCGCGCGAGCUCAUCGCCGCCGCCAGCCGCGCCAACGCCUCCUUCACCUGGGUGGCCAGCGACGGCUGGGGCGCGCAGGAGAGCAUCGUCAAGGGCAGCGAGCACGUGGCCGACGGCGCCAUCACGCUGGAGCUGGCCUCGCAGCCCGUGCGCCAGUUCGACCGCUACUUCCAGAGCCUCACGCCCUACAACAACCACCGCAACCCCUGGUUCCGGGACUUCUGGGAGCAGAAGUUCCAGUGCAGCCUGCAGAGCAAGCGCAGCCACAGGCGCACCUGCGACAAGCACCUGGCCAUCGACAGCAGCAACUACGAGCAGGAAUCCAAGAUCAUGUUCGUGGUGAACGCGGUGUACGCCAUGGCCCACGCGCUGCACAAGAUGCAGCGCACGCUGUGUCCCAACACCACCAAGCUGUGCGACGCCAUGAAGAUCCUGGACGGCAAGAAGCUGUACAAGGAUUACCUCCUGAAAAUCAACUUCACAGCUCCAUUCAACCCCAAUAAAGGUGUGGACAGCAUCGUCAAGUUCGACACUUUCGGAGACGGCAUGGGGCGGUACAACGUGUUCAACUUCCAGCACAUGGGUGGGAAGUAUUCCUACCUGAAGGUCGGUCAUUGGGCGGAAACCUUAUCGCUAGAUGUUGACUCCAUCCACUGGUCUCGGAACUCACUCCCCGUUUCCCAGUGCAGUGACCCCUGCGCCCCCAAUGAAAUGAAGAACAUGCAGCCAGGCGAUGUCUGCUGCUGGAUUUGCAUCCCCUGCGAGCCCUAUGAGUACCUGGCUGAUGAGUUCACCUGUGUGGAUUGUGGGCCUGGGCAGUGGCCCACUGCAGACCUAUCCGGAUGCUACAACCUUCCCGAGGACUACAUCAAGUGGGAAGAUGCCUGGGCCAUUGGCCCGGUCACCAUUGCCUGCCUGGGGUUUAUGUGCACAAGCAUAGUGGUGACAGUUUUUAUCAAGCACAACAAUACCCCCUUGGUGAAAGCGUCAGGCCGCGAACUGUGCUACAUCUUGCUGUUUGGGGUCGGCCUGUCCUAUUGCAUGACGUUCUUCUUCAUUGCCAAGCCGUCCCCCGUCAUCUGUGCACUGCGCCGCCUGGGGCUGGGCACCUCCUUCGCUAUCUGCUAUUCAGCCCUGCUGACCAAGACAAACUGCAUCGCCCGCAUCUUCGAUGGGGUCAAGAAUGGCGCUCAGAGGCCCAAAUUCAUCAGCCCCGGUUCUCAGGUGUUCAUCUGCCUCGGUCUGAUACUGGUGCAAAUUGUGGUAGUGUCUGUGUGGCUCAUCCUGGAGACUCCAGGCACCAGGAGGCACACGCUUCCAGAAAAGCGCGAAACGGUCAUCUUGAAAUGCAACGUCAGAGACUCCAGCAUGUUGAUCUCUCUCACCUAUGAUGUGAUCCUGGUGAUCCUUUGCACUGUGUAUGCCUUCAAAACGCGGAAGUGCCCAGAAAAUUUCAACGAAGCCAAGUUUAUAGGUUUUACCAUGUACACCACGUGCAUCAUCUGGUUGGCUUUCCUCCCUAUAUUUUAUGUGACAUCAAGUGAUUACAGAGUGCAGACGACAACCAUGUGCAUCUCCGUCAGCCUGAGUGGCUUCGUGGUCUUGGGCUGUUUGUUUGCACCCAAGGUGCACAUUAUCCUGUUCCAGCCCCAGAAGAAUGUGGUCACACACAGACUGCAUCUCAACAGGUUCAGUGUCAGUGGAACUGGGACCACAUAUUCUCAGUCUUUGAUGAAGCUGGAAUUAGAUAAAGUAUAUGAAAACACUUUGCAAAGAACCUAGUGACGCCCUCACACUUGGAAUUCUUAUCCUGACUACUGUCCAUCAGCCCCCGCGAGCACAUAUGUGCCAACCGUGUGCAAUGGGCGGGAAGUCCUCGACUCCACCACCUCAUCCCUGUGAUUGUGAAUUGCCGUUCAGUUGUCGUGUUUGUAGACUGUUAGACAAAUGUGCUCACGUGCAGCUCCAGAGUGUGGAAAAGAGCAAAAGAGCAACCCUAGCACCUUUUUUUAGCAACAGUACAAUAAAUUAUUUUUGAGGACUGUACAGUAUUUAGUGAUGUGCUAGAACUUUCUAGGCUGAUUUUAGUGCCCCUAUGAUUAACAACCCCACCCCUCCCCCACCCCUGAAAAUGGAAAUAACCAUUGUUUACAGAGCAGAGCAUGGAUGACAGGGUCUGACAGGGUCAGUCUACUAGAAACAUAUGGUGGCAAUAUUAGGUAACUUUUUUUCCUAUGAAGUUUUUUGUAGGUCCUUGUUGUAACUAAUCUAGGAUGAGUUUCUAUGUUGUAUAUUAAAGUUACAUUAUGCGUAACAGAUUGUUUUUCUCAGCACAAAAUAAAAAGCAUCUGUAUUAAUGUAAAGAUGUUGAGAAUAAAACCUUAAAGGUUUUCCAGCA
Molecule: messenger RNA, 3533 nt
Organism: Oryctolagus cuniculus (rabbit)
Lineage: Eukaryota; Metazoa; Chordata; Mammalia; Lagomorpha; Leporidae
Gene: GRM3
Product: glutamate metabotropic receptor 3
Biological process (GO): G protein-coupled receptor signaling pathway
Cellular component (GO): membrane
Molecular function (GO): G protein-coupled receptor activity
Source: RefSeq, a predicted model, not a curated record